Molecule: messenger RNA, 5338 nt
Organism: Tripterygium wilfordii
Lineage: Eukaryota; Viridiplantae; Streptophyta; Magnoliopsida; Celastrales; Celastraceae
Product: histone-lysine N-methyltransferase SUVR5
Exons: 13
Coding region: 372-4859 (1495 amino acids)
Cellular component (GO): nucleus
Molecular function (GO): zinc ion binding; protein binding; histone methyltransferase activity
Source: RefSeq, a predicted model, not a curated record
CACUUAUCUCCAUGUCUAAUCGAUAAAUUAUUAUUUCCCUUUUUUAGUCCCCAGGCCUCGUUAGAGAGACACUCCUUUAGAACCAAUCUCUGACUGCUACUGUUAGGGGGUGUAUGCCUAUUAACAUACCAAAACGGCAAAACCGCAAAUACCCAGGCCACGGAGGAACCCAUAAAACCUGGUCACGAGAGACAAUAAGAUAUCAAUCGCGCUAGAGAUUUGAGAGAAGAAAUUGAACAAAACCCCGCACCCCCAAUAUCUGUAACCAACAAGGCAGCAACCACCAUGGAAAAAAGGUGAUCUUGCGUGCAAAAUCUCCAUCUUUAAAGGUAGAUGAGUUGGUGAAUAAUCAAUGAUCAUUGGCACUUUGUAUGACAUUACAAUUUGAUUUUAAAGCUAUGGAAGUGCCUUCUCGUUCUGAUGUUCAGUAUGUUGGAGAAGCUGAUUGUGCUCAGCAGUCGUUUGGUAGAAUAGAUGAAUUGCCACUAAAUGUAGACAGGCCACAGAUAGAAGGACUGGGUAAGCGUCAAGAGGUCUUGGAUGCACUGCCUAUCCUUGAAGGGCAUCAAAGUGGAACUUCAUAUUCUGCUUGUCAGAUUGAGAGCCAAAGAUUACCUUAUGAUUCACAUGAAUUCGAAGAUGAUGACUUAAACGAGCAGAACUAUAGCUCAGAACCUUGCCUAGCUGCUGAGAACUCUCAUAUAAUUGUGGAUACUAUUGAAAGUGAACUUCCAACUAACUACGGGGAUGGUGAGUCGUCUCUUUCAGAGCCCAAUUGGCUAGAACAUGAUGAAUCUGUGGCAGUGUGGGUCAAGUGGAGGGGAAAGUGGCAAGCAGGAAUCAGAUGUUCAAGAGCUGACUGGCCAUUACCUACUUUGAAAGCAAAGCCCACUCAUGAUAGGAAGAAAUAUUUUGUCAUAUUUUUUCCCAACACUAGGAAUUAUUCUUGGGCAGAUAUGCAACUUGUCCGAUCAAUCAAUGAGUUUCCGCAUCCUAUUGCUUAUAGAACAUACAAAGUUGGACUAAAAAUGGUCAAAGAUUUGACUGUUGCACGGCGGUUUGUAAUGAAAAAGCUAGCUGUUGGCAUGCUGAAUAUUGUUGAACAAUUUCAUACUGAGGCCUUCGUAGAAACAGCUCGUGAUGUGGUUGUGUGGAAGGAGUUUGCCAUGGAGACGUCCCGUUGUAGUGGUUACCCUGAUCUUGGGAGAAUGCUUCUGAAGCUUCAAAAUAUGAUAUCGAAGAGCUACAUAAAUUCUGACUGGUUACAACGUUCUCUUCAGUCUUGGGUACAACGGUGUCAGGGUGCACUUAGUGCUGAAUCUAUUGAAUUACUGAAGGAGGAAUUAUAUGAUUCUAUUUUGUGGAAUGAAGUCAAAUCCCUCUGGGAUGCUCCAGUUCAACCAACAUUGUGGCCUGAGUGGAAAACCUGGAAGCAUGAAGUUAUGAAAUGGUUUUCAACAUCUCAUCCCAUAUCCAGUGGUGGUGAAACAGAGCAGCGGAACAGUGAUGAUCUUUCCGCCAUAAAUCCCCAAGUUAAUCGGAAAAGGCCCAAGCUUGAAGUUCGCCGCGCCGAAACACAUGCAUCCCUGGUGGAAUCGGUUUGGCCUCCUCAACCUAUGCCUCUGGAGAUUGACUCCACUUUUUUUAACGACAGAGGCACUGUUAAUACUGCUACACUAUCAUCAGAGGUUUGUGAAGAAGAUGUUAAGGAAGGAGCUGCACCUAUAGAGUCGCCUUGUACUGUUGCUGACAGAUGGGAUGAAAUUGUUGUUGAACCAAGAAAUCAUGAGCUCGUCAUUAAGAAUGAUGUGGAGUUGACUCCAGUAAAUGAAGUUCUUGAUAAGAAAUUGAGCAACUCUGGGAGUAAGAAUCGGCAAUGUACUGCUUUUAUUGAGUCUAAGGGACGCCAAUGUGUGAGGUGGGCUAAUGAGGGUGAUGUUUACUGCUGUGUACAUUUGGCCUCACGUUUCAUAGGCAGCUCAGCAAAAGCAGAAGGGACUCCUGUUGUUCAUACACAAAUGUGUGAAGGUACCACUGUUCUCGGUACUAAGUGUAAGCACCGGUCACUACCUGGAUUUUCAUUCUGUAAGAAACACAGACCCCGCAAUGAAUCAAACAAUGUCACAACUUCACCAGAGCGUGCACAUAAGAGAAAGCAUGAGGAGACUGUUCACAGUAUGGAGACUACAUACUGCAAAGAUAUAGUACUGACGGGAGAAGUCGAGACUCCCCUUCUAGUGGAACCACUGUCAGUCAUGGGGGUUGAUACCUUCCAUGGAGGAAACAACUCAACUGGGAAGCUUGAUUGCUCCAGUAAUGGUAAUAAUCGUGCUGAGAUACGGCACUGCAUUGGCUUGAGCCCCCAUGAUACUGACCCUUGUCGUGAAAGUCCAAAGCGGUAUGCAUUGUAUUGUGAUAGACACCUUCCAAGCUGGCUUAAACGUGCAAGGAACGGUAAAAGUAGGAUAAUAUCAAAAGAAGUGUUUAUAGAUCUUUUGAGAGAUUGUGGUUCACGGGAGCGAAAAUUGCAGCUACAUCAAGCAUGUGAGCUUUUCUACAAGCUCUUUAAAAGUAUUUUGUCCCUUAGAAACCCAGUUCCUAUGGAAAUUCAACUUCAGUGGGCCCUUUCUGAAGCUUCUAAAGAUUUUGGCAUUGGGGAGUUAUUCUUGAAGUUGGUUUGCAGUGAGAAAGAGAGACUCCGGAGGAUAUGGAGCUUCAGUGUUGAUGAAGAUAUGCCUCUUUCUCCCUCAGUGGAAGGAUCAAUGCCAUUACAACUGGCAGUUGAUGGCAGCUACGAGAGUGAAAGUUCCAUCAAAUGCAAAAUUUGCUCACAAGAGUUUCUUGAUGACCAACAGCUUGGCUCCCAUUGGAUGGAUAAUCAUAAAAAGGAAGCACAGUGGCUGUUCAGAGGUUAUGCUUGUGCUAUCUGCCUGGACUCUUUUACUAACAGGAAAGUUUUAGAAACCCAUGUGCAGGAAAGGCACCAUGUGCAAUUUGUUGAACAGUGCAUGCUUCUCCAAUGCAUUCCUUGUGGCAGUCAUUUUGGAAAUCCUGAGGAGUUAUGGUUGCAUGUCCUCUCAGUUCAUCCAGUAGACUUAAGGCAGUCAAAAGAUGCUCAACAACAUGAUCUUGCUUUAGGUGAGGAUUCUCCUCAGAAAGUGGAGCUGAGCAAUGCGGCUUCCAUGGCAAAGAAUAUUACUGCGAAUUUAGGCAAUCUCAGAAAGUUUGUUUGUAAGUUUUGCGGCUUGAAGUUUGAUUUGCUACCUGAUCUUGGCCGCCACCAUCAAGCUGCUCAUAUGGGACCAAAUCUAUUCAGCUCUCGCCCUCCAAAGAAGGGUGUUCGUUUUUAUGCUUAUAGAUUAAAAUCUGGGAGACUUAGCCGUCCCAGGUUUAAGAAAGGAUUGGGGACAGCAUCUUAUAGGAUCAGGAACAGGAACGGUGUUAAUUUGAAGAAGCGCAUCCAGGCAUCCAAGUCUCUUAGCACCAUAGGACUAAGUAAUGAUUCUAAUGUCAUUGAGGCAGCUAGUCUUGGUAGUCUGGCAGAAUCACAAUGCUCUUCGAUUGCAAAUAAAUUAAUUUCUGAGAUUCAGAAAACUAAACCUCGGCCCAAUAACCUUGACAUCCUGGCUAUUGUACGCUCUGCUUGUUGCAAAGUGAACCUAAAAGCCACUUUGGAGGGGAAAUAUGGUGUAUUGCCAGAUCGUUUAUAUCUCAAGGCAGCUAAGCUUUGUAGUGAGCAUAAUAUUCGAGUGGAGUGGCAUCAAGAGGAUUUUAUUUGUCCUAGAGGCUGUGGGACAAUCAAGGACCGUGAAGAGUCGUUGCCUCUUCCAAAUGCUUUUACGGGUCACCAGUCAGCAGAUGAGUCCGAUGAUGUGAAUAAUGAGUGGGAAGUAGAUGAGUGCCAUUAUGUGAUUGAUUUGGAGGAUAUUAGAGAUGGGCCCUUGCAGAAGGUCACUAUAUUGUGUGAUGAUAUAAGUUUUGGAAAGGAAUCGAUCCCAAUAGCUUGUGUUGUAGAUGAGGGUUCUUUGGAUCGCAUAUUUGCCAACGGUUCUGAUGGCCAAACCAGAGUCUCCUUGCCUUGGGAGAGCUUUAACUAUGUUACGAAGCCAUUACUUGAACACUCCCUUGGUCUUGAUAGCGAGAGUUUGCAAUUGGGAUGUGCCUGCCCACGUUUAAUAUGUUGUCCUGAAGCAUGUGGUCAUGUAUAUCUAUUUGAUAAUGACUACGAGGAUGCAAAGGACGUAUACGGGAAACCCAUGCAUGGUAGAUUUCCAUAUGAUGAUAAGGGUCGGAUUAUUUUGGAGGAGGGUUACCUUGUUUAUGAGUGCAAUCAAAUGUGCCGGUGCAACAGAACCUGCCCAAACAGGAUACUCCAGAAUGGAGUAAGAGUGAAGUUGGAAGUCUUCAAAACAGAAAAUAAGGGUUGGGCUGUCAGAGCAGGUGAACCCAUCCUGCGUGGCACAUUUGUAUGUGAGUACAUUGGGGAGGUUGUCGAUGAGCGGGAGGCAAAGCAGAGGCGUAAUAGGUAUGGCAAAGAAGGGUGCAGCUAUAUGUAUAUCAUGGAUGCUCAUAGCAAUGAUAUGAGCAGAUUGAUUGAAGGACAAGACCAUUAUAUUAUUGAUGCCACUAAGUAUGGGAAUGUUUCGCGGUUCGUCAAUCACAGCUGCUCACCAAACCUGGUGAAUUAUCAAGUUCUUGUGGACAGCAUGGAAUGUCAGCGUGCUCACCUUGGUCUGUAUGCGAGUCGAGAUAUAGCAUUUGGGGAAGAGCUAACUUAUGAUUACCGGUAUGAGCUGCAUCCUGGAGAGGGCCAUCCUUGUUAUUGCGGCGCUUCCAAGUGCCGUGGCCGCCUUCGCUAAAAUUUUUGAUCAAUUCUCUGCCCUUGUGUUCUAUGCAGCCUGCAGAAACUAGUAGCCCGUGCUAUCUAUAAACAAAUUGGAAGCACGAAUUCGGUACUAUUUUCUUCAAGUAACAGCUGAUCACAAAAGAGGAAGUGCACUGAGAUAAACACCCAGCAUCAUGCCAACAACCUUCGCUAAUUCACCAAUGGCCCCUCUGAACAUCCAGAUCAUCUUAUUUAUCUGUACAUUAUCUUCGAAGGAAAGAGGUCGGAACUCUUUUUCGGUUUUCCCUUUUCUUUAGCCCUCUGAGGUUAGUGAGAACUAGGUAGUGUUUAUUUUUCAAAAAAGAUUGUUUCUUUCUCGUAGUCUUGUCAUUGAGAAUGAGUGCUCAAAUAAUUUUAUUUGAUGGUCCCAUUUGUGUUCAGUUUGUCCUGUGUUAACUCUAAAAUUUGGAACUUUUCCAGUCAAAAGAUGGAAACCAAUAGAUAUUGUUGUUA